Dioscorea cayenensis subsp. rotundata (Guinea yam) is the source of this 2630-nucleotide messenger RNA. RefSeq names its product transcriptional corepressor LEUNIG_HOMOLOG. The record is from RefSeq and is a predicted model, not a curated record. NCBI's taxonomy places the organism in Eukaryota, Viridiplantae, Streptophyta, Magnoliopsida, Dioscoreales, Dioscoreaceae. Bases 230 to 2617 code for a protein of 795 amino acids. Gene Ontology annotation, molecular function: protein binding; transcription corepressor activity. The transcript has 18 exons.
CCAGCUCUUCGAUUUCUCUCUCUUUCUCUUCUCGCUGGCGGAGAUUGAGAGAAAGGCGAGGGCUUUGGGCUGGAUCUCCUCAAAAUCAUCGAGUUCUAGCGCUUGUUCUCAUAGUUGAGACCCUUGUGAUCGGUUUCAAGAGUUGCAAUUGAGCUUAGGAGUGAUGCAGUAGGAGGAGUGAUUUUAAUUUAUUAGGGUUGUUUUGUGCGGUAUUAGAUAGAGAGCGAGAAUGGCGCAGAGCAAUUGGGAAGCUGACAAGAUGCUUGAUGUUUAUAUUUAUGAUUAUCUCUUGAAACGGAACUUGCAAACCACUGCAAAGGCUUUCAUGGCUGAGGGGAAGGUUGCUGCGGAUCCAGUAGCAAUUGACGCACCAGGAGGUUUUCUCUUCGAGUGGUGGUCUGUCUUUUGGGAUAUCUUCAUUGCAAGAACCAAUGAAAAGCAUUCUGAAGUUGCUGCUGCAUAUAUAGAGACUCAACAAAUCAAGGCCAGGGAACAACAACAGUUGCAGAUGCAGCAAAUGCAGUUAUUCCAGCAAAGACAUGCUCAAUUGCAGCGGACUAAUUCUAAUCAUCCUUCUCUAGCUGGGCCCAUGAAUGCAAUUAAUGCUGAUGGUAUCUUGGGGCAAUCAACUGCUAGUGGCUUGGCUGCCAAAAUCUACGAAGAACGUUUGAAGCAACCCCAUCCAAUGGAUUCUGAGCCUCCCCCUCAACUUCUUGACGCCAGUAGGAUGGCCCUUCUCAAGUCAGCUACUAGUCAUGCAGGGCAGUUAGUCCAGGGCAAUGCAGGCAGUGUAUCUGCAGCUCUGCAGCAAAUUCAAGCUCGAACUCAACAGGCAACUGAUAUCAAAACUGAGGGUAACUUGGGUGUAGCACAAAGAUCAUUGCCUAUGGAUCCCUCAUCACUGUAUGGGCAGGGCAUCAUUCAAUCAAAAUCUGGUUUACCUGGCAGCGGUAUGAACCAGGGAGUCAGUGGUCUUCCACUUAAGGGCUGGCCUUUGACUGGAAUUGACCAACUACGCCCGAGCUUAGGCCCUCAAGUACAGAAGCCAUUUUUGUCAACACAAAAUCAAUUCCAGCUUUUGUCACCUCAGCAGCAGCAUCAAAUCAUAGCACAAGCCCAAGCACAAGGAAGCCUUAAUAGCUCAUCUAAUUAUGGGGAUAUGGGAAGAUUUAGAGCCAUGCCAAGGGGUGGUUUGAAUGGGAAGGAUGGUCAACCCAUUGGAAAUGAUGGAUCAAUUGGCUCACCAAUGCAAUCAAGUUCACCUAAGGUUAGACAGGACCAAGCAGAAUAUCUUUUGAAGUUGAAGGCAGCCCAGGCUCAACAGUCUUCUGCCCAACAAUCACAGGAACAGCUGCAACAGCAACAGCAACUGCAGAAUAAUAGAAAAAGGAAACAAACCACUUCUUCUGGACCAGCUAAUAGUACUGGUACAGGGAACACUAUCGGUCCUUCCAACUCUCCUCCAUCGACUCCAUCUACUCGUACACCUGGUGAUGGGGUGGCAAUGUCUGGUAAUCUGCAACAUGUAGGCGGUAUGUCAAAAGGUUUAAUGAUGUAUGGUGCUGAUGGGACAGGACUCGCUUCAUCUUCAAAUCAGAUGGAUGAUUUGGAGCAUUUUGGGGACGUUGCUUCUUUGGAAGAUAAUGUGGAGUCUUUUCUGUCGCACGAUGAUGGGGAUGCCAGAGACAUAUUUGCUGCACUGAAAAGAAGUCCUGCAGAGCACAACACUGACACUUCAAAGGGUUUUUCCUUUAACGAGGCUGGUUGCCUCCGUUCCAGCAAUAGCAAAGUUGUCUGCUGUCACUUCUCUUCUGAUGGGAAGCUGUUGGCCAGUGCCGGACAUGAGAAGAAGGCUGUACUCUGGAACAUGGAUACAAUGAAAACAGAGAGCACUCCUGAAGAUCACACACUUAUCAUUACCGAUAUUCGCUUUAUGCCAAACUCAACUCAGUUAGCAACAUCUGCUUUUGACAGAACUGUGCGACUGUGGAAUGCGGCAGACCCAAGCUAUUGUUUGCACACUUUUAUGGGCCAUGGGUCUCAAGUGACAUCAUUAGAUUUCCAUCCCAAAAAGACAGAUGUUCUGUGCUCUUGUGAUGGCAAUGGUGACAUUCGGUUCUGGAAUGUCAACCAGUACAGUUGUAUCCGUAAUUCUAAGGGUGCGACAGCACAAGUGAGAUUCCAGCCUCGAGUUGGACUUUAUUUAGCAGCGGCUACAGAAAAUAUUGUGUCCAUAUUUGAUGUUGAGACCGACAGAAAGACACUGUCAUUACAGGAACACACCAAAGAGGUUCACUCUGUUUGCUGGGACUCGAGUGGGGACUACUUGGCAUCAGUCAGUCAGGAUACUGUAAAAGUCUGGUCAAUAAACUCCGGGGAGUGCAUUCAUCGGCUUAGCUCCAACGGCAACAAGUUCCAUUCAUGUGUUUUCCAUCCUAGCUACCCCAGUCUCUUGAUCGUCGGAGGCUAUCAGUCUUUGGAGCUGUGGAAUAUGGUAGAGAACCAGUCGAUGACCGUGCAAGCACAUGAAAAUUUAAUCGCGGCCUUGGCGCAGUCUCCGGUCACCGGAAUGGUUGCCUCCGCGAGCCAUGACAAAACUGUGAAACUGUGGAAGUAGGAUUUCAAAAAAA